AGUAGCCAUUUCUUGAUUGACUUAUCGGUGUUUUCACAUUGAUAUUUCAUUGUUCCGCUUCGAGACACGCGGUUAACCAUACUCACGAGCAAGGAGUUAAGAUAUAAGUAUUAACUUUUAUUAUUUUUAUCAUCCAAUCACGGGUCGGAGCCAUUCCUGUAUUUAGUCGCUAGUACUGUAAAAAAGGUCUCUUCGAAACACAUAAUGGUUUACAACGUGUAAGUGACAACGUGUAAGUGACAACGUGUAAGUGACAACGUGUAAGUGACAACGUGAAAGGCGACGUGUUAGAGGCGGAGAUGUGUAACCCUUUUCGUUUUCUGUAGAAACCGAAGCAUUUUAUCUUCUUAAAUAAUGUAUGAUAUUUUCUGACUUGCAGCCAGUGAUGAAACGCCUGACGAAAACAAAAAUGACGUAAUUCUACUUUUUUUAUAUAAGCAACUGAAUUUAAAAUUUUUGCCCAACACGGAUAAACUAUUUCGAUACAAAACUUGCAAAAUGGCCGAAGACCAAAGCAAUCCUUUUCUGACUGCUACUAUCAUUGGCGAUUGUGGAAAUUCUACCAGUAGUGGAUCAGAACCAAAAUAUGUUCCACUAGCCGCUGAUCUUGUUCCCGUUGAAGUAAAAAGCUGGUUCGUGGCAAUGGAAGCGAAAGAGUUAUUGAAGAAGUAUUCCCCAAAUACUGAAGCGAGAGAGUUUCUACCGAAAACUUCCAAGUAUGGUAGUAAAGAGAAAAUGAUAGCCGCUAUAGGCUCAGAAGAGAUGGUUUACCCCGGAGAUUGCGGACUGUUUUCAACCAUUCUAACAGCCUACAACAACCACUGGACACUUCGAACGUCUCCCGAUGACUGGUGGUUCUGCGUGAUCAGGCGAGUGGCAGGUGCUAUCGAAAAAAACGCCAAGAAAGAUUCCGUACGUAAGAUGUUUGUUGAUCACGAAGGAAAAAAAGAAAUUGAAGUGGAAGUACCUGACACCACCAUCUACACUGUUGACUACAGCUGGUUCUUUGAUCAAAUGGCAAAGGGAAUACGAAAGAACGUUAAAGUACCUGAGUUCGUUGAUGGAGUAACGGCGGAUUUUAGCACCACAACACCAGUGCAGAAAGUCGUCUCGCAGAUUGUGUUGAUGCAUUCGGUUCAGGAAUAUUUUAAGUACAGCAUGAUGCUUGCGUGUGGCAUUCCUGCUGUGGAAAUGCUGGGCACUGAGGACGAUUGGAAGAAACUUAAGUCCAAACUUAAGGUAACCUUAGAUCCUUGUGUGCACCCCCCCUUAACCCUAACCCUAACCCUAACCCUAACCCAAACCCUAACCCCCCUCCUUUUGCCUUGCAGUGAUAGGAGAUAAACUUAACCUAUUUAUCACGAUCUGCUUUUUGGACCACUCAAGUCCCAGAUUUUUUCCUUCUGACCCUAAUACUCUCACUCCCAUACAAGGGUGUAGUUAAGGGCACUUGUACUUGAUGAUGGGGAAAAAUCCUGAAGUGAGCAGUGCAAACUGUAAAAAAGUGCAGGAGAAAGGGAAGGGAAAGAGACCUUACAGUUUCAUUAGCAAAUUAUUUUUAUUUCUACCCCUCCUCCACAACCACCAUUGCAAAAACUGUUGAAACCACAAGGUUGCACAGUUGUCACCAUAGGAAUGUGGCAGCCUCUUUGUUAAAGAUCAAACAGACAUAUCUCAGCUUUUUUGACAAGCACAUGUCCUCAAAUAACCUUGAUGAACUAGUUUCUAUAAAGUUCACAAGCCAGCCCCUCACUAGUUGGAAGUUUGAACCUUUGUCAGGUUUGUUCACAGUAUUUGUGUACUUUGUACAUAAUUGAUGGCUAAGUAGUGCACUAGAUAUACCCACUUAAAUAACUGAUUCAUUUAUCCUUUUUUAGGUGCUGCGAGCACUGCUUGAACCUAUCGAGAAUGACCUUGAUUUACAGACAGAAUGGUGGAAUGCUGUGGAAAAUGUGUUUAACAACUUGGUGGCUACCUAUUGUGGGAACCCAGACAAGAAAUGGUGGAGUCAUAUCAUUUCUUACAAGAAAGAGUUCGGAUCUGGAAGCCCUGAAUACCAAGGGUGGAUAACAGAGUUUUUGGAAGGCACAAACAGGGUCCUGACCAUGAGCCAGUUGUCAAGUGGUAUCAUUAGUGUGCCCCUUGAACUUAAAAACCCAGCUGGCUUGCAAGACACUGCUACACUUGUGGCAGGAAUGGCAGGUUUCACCAUGCAUAACAAAGACACUUCAAGUGUGUCUGUGCAGCCAUACCAAGGCUGGUGUCUUUUUUUAAAAGAAGACUCUCCAUUUUGCCAAAAUUCUCUGAGUGUUGGAAAAUAGAGGACCUGUAUCUUGGGUAACAAAACAAUUCUUUAACUUGUUUUGAUUCAUUUUGAGUUCGUAUGUGGGAUGUUUUUACCCAGUAUGUAACAAAAAUCUGCAUCCUAGCAAUUAAUUUACAUCCAGAAAUAUUAUAGCCCUCAGAUAGUGUAAGAAGUACUGACAAAAAUAAAUAUAUAGCCUUCAUGUUGAAAUUGAUAUGACAAAAAAGUGGAAAUGUUGCUUUGGAGGUGAACCAAUAAAGACAAGUAAAACUUUUGUUACUGACUUUCACAGUUAGACCACAGGUUUGUUAGGGAAUGGGUAGAAGUGACAAAAAUGUCUUACCCAAGAAAAAUCCCAGCUCUGCUCAAAAUACAAAAGAUGACUCCAUAGAUUGGAAUGUCCCUUUAUUAGUAAAUUCAACACUAAAGGAACCCCUAGAGGUAUGUACGGCUCUCAGUUGAACUGAAAAGUGUUCCAAAAAGAUUUGUGAGGUUUCCAGGGCUACAGUCUCAACUAUUUUUAAAGUUUUCAUUCAGCUACUAA
Messenger RNA from Pocillopora meandrina, 2849 nucleotides. Lineage: Eukaryota; Metazoa; Cnidaria; Anthozoa; Scleractinia; Pocilloporidae. The record is from the annotation of a GenBank genome assembly.